AGGAGGAAAGACCAGCCAAGACAUGUUCUCCAUGUGCACCAAGGUAAAGUCGCGGAGCGCGGAUGCGGACGGCUCGUUCAUGCUGCAGUCGCAGCAGCUGCAGCUGCAACAGCCCCAGGCGAUGGGAACUAGCGGGAAGCAAAUCAAAGGCGGCUACCUACUGCGCUAUAAAAAACAAAUGUUCUGGAACCGCUGGGCCGAGGAGUGGGUGGUGCUGUAUGAUGACUCGACCAUGGCCUGGUUCACGGAACCAGGUCGCUCCUCCCCAUCGGGCAAGAUUCUGGUAAAAGAGGCUCCCGAAAUGCUGGCAAUCGCCCACUGGACUGGCCAGAUACCACGUCGUCCGCCGCUGCCGGCUGGAGUAAAUGUCUCGCAGCUGAUUGCCCUCGGAUCCCAGCGCAAGCGUUCCAAGGUCUACUGGAUGCUGGCCAAGUCUGAGCAGGAGGUAGGCGACUGGAUCGAUGCGAUCACCAAGACCCUGCCGCCGCCACCACAAAUCGAGCUGGUGGUGGACAAGCCGCAUUUAAUGAACGUACUUCGGCGUCCGCUAGUGCGCAUUAGACCUGCCACUCAGUCGGAGGUGAAACAGCGCAAGGCUGCGGCUCACGGCAGCAGCAGUGGAGCCAGCGGCAGCAAACACCAUCGCUGCACCUCGUCCGCGGUGACCACGAUGCUUUUCAGACAAACCCAGAAUCCGCUGGUGAAAAGCGACGCGGCGGUGGCCAUUCUCAGCAAGAAGCCGGACUCAAAGGCCUCGCUGGCCUGCGCCCUGCCCUGGGGUCAUGGCUGGGGAUGGGCCACGCUGCCGAAUGGGGUGUGGAGCGGCGGACUCACCUGGUCGCAGUGCGAGGACACCUUUACACUGCAUGCCCUGCCCACCACCCACUGCACCAAUCUUAUCGACACCUCGUGCAGCGGAGCCGUCUACCACACAGACAUCGGCGGCUUUGACUUCCACUCAUCGGGCGUGGACGACAUUGGGGGCGAGGACUUCGACUAUGCCAUGGACUGUGGCGAUUUCAUAUUUUAAACUCCCUCCAGGCCAACAUAUUCAGGCGGAACAGAUGCUUCCGUGCAUCAAGGAGCUCAGUAACUGGUAAUCGCUUAGGUAUUAUUCAGCUGUGCUCUUGCUCACCCCGGAGUGUCAGGGACGUUGCGUAUACGACGUUGCGUAUACGACGUUGCGUAUACGACGUUGCGUAUACGACGUUGCGUAUACGACUCGUUAGGUCAGUUGAGCUAAUCCAGAUAAUCCCUUAACUUCCUCAAGCUGUUAAACAGCAACAGCAGCUCCCUAUAUUUUUUUUGAGUGCGCUAAAAUGUAUACCCAGCGGUUGCGGUUAAGCUAUAAAAUUUUUCCACUGCCUAAAAAAAGCUAUGGAAUUGUGUGUUAGGUUUUUGGUAUAUGUUCCAUAUAUGUAUAUCUAAAUCAAUUGCGAUUAUCCUAAAAAAAGACAAGUAUUUUAUUUUUAUUUUCAAUAAUAGUAAUUACCUAAUCGGCAUGAUUUUAGCGAAAUUUAUUAAGGUGUUUAUUUAGAAAAUUCCACCUUUGCCUUUGUUUUGACCGCAACCGCUGCUCGGUAUAUCUAUUUGUCUCGAUGUAAACCCAUAUAUGAAUGUAUAACUUAAACUACACACUCGCAAACCUCAAAGCCACAACACAACCCGCAGAACCAUACCCACCCAACCGCAACACGCCUUCCUAGGCGCAGUGUCAACCACAGGUAUUUGAAAUGCGAAAAUAUUUUUGCAACGCGCAUAUAAGUAGGCUACAGAAUAUUUUUGCAACAUAAAAUGAAAACGUGACAGUAGCAGCGACAAAACGAAUUAAAAACGAGACGAACAACGCACAGUGGUCGGGCCCAUAGGCCAAAAAUAAAAAAAUUGAUUUUGAGCUAUUCAAGCGAAACAUGGUUUUUCUAUCAGCUGAUUGUCCAAAGUUUACCAUGCAAUACGGUCUACUUGGAAUUUCUAACGGGACUUUCUGAAAAUAGAUUGACAAAAGCGUUUUUGUAUUCAUGCACUUUUAAUUUGUCAGCAGUGGAGUGCACAGACCAAAUUUAAAAAUGUAAACUAUAAUAUAAAACGCUGUUGAACCAAAAAAAAUUGGACUGGAUAUGGUAGAUAAAGGUAUAUACUUUAUUUGUACAGAAAAAUAUAUAUAUAAUUUGUGUUGUGUUUCGUGUAAAUCUUUGUUAAAAAAGUGCGUCUUUUUAGUUCGUAAAUGUUGGGUUUACGUAAAGUUUUAAGUAUUUUCCCCCCGUUGCCCCCAAAUGAAAUUUAUGUGCCGUCAUUAACUGAUAUUUAAAGAUUAUAAAAAUGUUUACUUUAGCUGCGGCUACCUGCGGCUGCAAAUUUGCCAUUACAAAACAAAUUACCCUAAUUUUUUAGCCAAUAAUCCGGGUUGUAAUAGAAAAUCGGGAAAAAAUUUUAAAAAUAAAAACGUCACCUGAGUACCUCGGAGCACUUAUCCUUUAGUGAAUACAAUACAUUUUUUUGAUAUCUGAUGUGUUUGUGGACAGCUAGGAUAGGAUGUACACCGAAAAUAAACUUU
Drosophila kikkawai is the source of this 2554-nucleotide messenger RNA. RefSeq lists its product as uncharacterized. The record is from RefSeq and is a predicted model, not a curated record. Gene Ontology annotation, biological process: regulation of cell differentiation. Lineage: Eukaryota; Metazoa; Arthropoda; Insecta; Diptera; Drosophilidae. Gene Ontology annotation, cellular component: membrane.